Messenger RNA from Dibothriocephalus latus, 726 nucleotides. The record is from the annotation of a GenBank genome assembly. Lineage: Eukaryota; Metazoa; Platyhelminthes; Cestoda; Diphyllobothriidea; Diphyllobothriidae.
AUGUCUGUGAGUGAUGAACAUCAGGAGUUCUAUGAUAAUCUCGGACAAUGGGUCGAAACGCAAAAGAAAAAUUACUCCAAUUUGAGCGCCCUACUUAAUGAAGGGGCUCGAGCUUAUUGGUCGGCACCCACUUUCUAUCCUUCCGGUACGACACCAACUACGACCCAGGCUUCUGCUCGACAAGUGAACGCUCAGCAGCACUCUCCAAGGCCCCCCGUACACCGGUAUCGGCGGUUCCAGUUGGCCCCACUGCAUACACGACUGCUGGCAGAAGUCGUGGAUCUCGUGCUAAUGUAUCUGCUUAAGGUCGCUCUUUUGCGUCUCAUAGGUGGUCAAGCUCUGUUUUCACAAUUUAUGGGUUUUCUACCGAACGACAUACUGAACAGCCUGCCUGGCUACCGGUUCAUGCGCAUUUUCUACUCCUGGGCCUUCAUUAUUUCUCCAGAGGAUGAUUUGGACUUCUAUGUACAGGUGCUGAAGACUUACGAGGAGUUUAUACGACCCCUGCACAGCGAUGCGCUGCUGCUCUCCAACGUCCUGUGGCUCUUUUUACGGGUGGUCAGUGAGAUUUUCCUGCUCAGUCAUCCCAUGCUCGGUUUCGGACCCGGCGGCUGUACCAUUGGGAAGUAUCUAUUCAACCUGCGGGUUGUUUCCUGCCGUAGCUUGAUUCGCCAGGCGGAUUCAGUUGAAGUUUCACCCGCCGGUGACCCUGGCUUACUAAGGUGA